AUCGAGGCUGUGCUGGGAAAUGAGUCUUCGUCAGACUUGAGGCCAGGAGGACAAGCACGCGGAAGGGGACGAAGAAUCCAGGGUGUGGCAGAAGACUCUGAAGGGAAGCUAAGGGGGACGGAUCCAGCGAGACGUCGGGGGCAACAAACAAGGUUCUGAAAAUGGACCGACCUGUGAGGCCAAGAUUGGCCUCGCUCAGUGACUUUCAGUUUGGAGCUGUUGCCACAGAGACAAUCGAAGACGCUCUGCUCCACUUCGCCCAGCAGAAUGAGCAAGCCGUGCAGGAGUCUGCGGGCCGGAUGGGCAGCUUCAGGGAGACCCGGAUCGUGGAGUUUGUUUUUCUCCUGUCUGAACAAUGGUGUCUGGAGAAAUCCGUGAGCUACCAGGCUGUAGAAAUCCUAGAAAGGUUUAUGAUUAAGCAGGCAGAGAACAUCUGCAGGCAAGCCUCAACCCAGCUGAGAGAGAAGACAGAGCCUCAGAAUUGGAGGGCUCUGAAAGAGCAGCUUUUCAACAAGUUUAUCCUGCGUCUUGUGUCAUGUGUUCAGCUGGCAAGCAAACUUUCCUUCCACUACAAAAAAAUCAGCAACGUUACAGUCCUGAAUUUCCUCCAGGCUCUAGGGUAUCUACACACUAAAGAAGAACUGCUGGAGUCAGAGCUUGAUGUUUUGAAGUCCCUGAACUUCCAAAUCAAUCUGCCUACUCCCCUGGCAUACGUGGAGAUGCUCUUGGAGGUUUUAGGAUACAACGGCUGUUUGGUGCCAGCCACACAGCUGUAUGCAACCUGCCUGACCCUACUUGACCUAGUCUAUCUUCUCCAUGAACCUGUAUAUGAGAGCCUGCUGAGGGCUUCAAUCGAGAACUCCACACCCAGUCAGCUGCAAGGGGAAAAGUUUACUUCCGUGAAGGAAGACUUCAUGCUGUUGGCAGUAGGAAUCAUUGCAGCAAGUGCUUUCAUCCAAAACCAUGAGUGUUGGAGCCAGGUUGCGGGGCAUUUGCAAAGCAUCACUGGCAUUGCCUUGGAGAGCAUUGCCGAACUCUCUUAUGCAAUCCUGACUCACAGCGUGGGAGCCAGCACUCCAGGUCGACAGCGGCCUGUUCCUCCCCACCUGGUGGCCGGAGCACUGAGGGCUGCUACUUCUCCAACACAUGAGGCAGGCGGAAUCCACCCAAAAUAAACAGCCUUCUGUCACUGCACUCAUCUCUCCCCUUCCUUACUUUCAUACUCAGGGUACAGGAGUUCCAAGUUAUCUUCUGAGCUGUGUUUUAUAUUCCAACUUGAUGCUUAUUUUUCUGCAU
This is a messenger RNA of Balaenoptera musculus (blue whale), 1296 nucleotides long. RefSeq names its product cyclin N-terminal domain containing 1 (gene CNTD1). The transcript has 7 exons. Bases 162 to 1175 code for a protein of 337 amino acids. Gene Ontology annotation, biological process: reciprocal meiotic recombination. The record is from RefSeq and is a predicted model, not a curated record. NCBI's taxonomy places the organism in Eukaryota, Metazoa, Chordata, Mammalia, Artiodactyla, Balaenopteridae. Gene Ontology annotation, cellular component: site of double-strand break.